Molecule: messenger RNA, 1143 nt
Organism: Phascolarctos cinereus (koala)
Lineage: Eukaryota; Metazoa; Chordata; Mammalia; Diprotodontia; Phascolarctidae
Source: RefSeq, a predicted model, not a curated record
AUGUUUGACAACCGAGGCGCGCUCUGCGCCUGCCGCUUCCCGGAGCUGCGCAGCCUCAGCCCCGGCGCCCCCUCCCCCCGCGUCUGCGCUCCUCCCCCUCCCGCGCCGGCCUCCCCCAUCUUCCCUUCCCCCUCCCCCGCCUGGGCUGGGAGCAGCUGUGGCUUGCACAGGCCUUUCCUUCCCUCAGCCCACUUGUGGAGCGGGACCCGAGCGGGCUGGGGGGCGGCUCACGAAAAGUCCGCGGCCAAUGGUCUGGAAUCUGCCCCGCCAGGGCUUUUGCUGCUCGUUUCCUGUUUACGUUGCGCGGCCAAGCUUUCAGAGACCUUUGAGCCGGGUUGGGGGGUUGUACCGUCCCGAGCUCGGGCUGCAAGGGGAGGCCCCGCGGGCUGCCGCAGCCCCCCGGCCGUGCCGGGACACAAGUGCUGUCCAUCCUACCUUCUAUCCCUCCUGCACUUGUGUGCCCUCCUGCUUCUAGGGGGCGAGCGCAGGCCACCUGUGACGGACAGCUCGGACCUCCCACCCCCCAGUUUACCCUUCCAUCGAACCCUCGGUCAUCCGCCUGUGGCCUCUGCUUUCGGGCCAUUUUACUGGCCUGGGCAUUUCCAUCAGCGCCACAUGAGGAAAGGGGCAGGGGUCGCCCGAAUCUUUGGGGUACGGCUUAGUUGGGUUGCAGAUUUAAAACUCUUGGACAAUCUGAGGUCUUGGACUUUGCCCUUCCUCAUUAUCACCAACCAACAAUUUGAGUUCUACAAGCGUGACGCCACUCGGAUAUUUACAUCAAACAAUGCCAUUUGCAGAGUUUGCAAUUGUCCGACUGAAUCUGACCAAGGAGCCUCGAGAAGAAACCCGAGGGCCUAGCAAAGGAUGAAAGAAGCAAUAGUCUCCAAGAGCCAAAGCAUCUCCUUCCUUGUCUGAAGGCGGAAAUGGCAAAGAGAUAAAGAAAGAAAGGAGGGAGGCUUGCCAACUUCCCGCUGCAUCAGAGCUGCUGCCUUUUGUGAGUAAAGUGGAUAGUUCUCUAAACUCAUUCAAAGUACUUCCUGUGGUUUGUCUCUGCUCAACAAAUUAGUGAGCCGAGGUUUAUGAGGCAGAAGGUACUAGGCUGAGACCUGCUUUUUGCAAAGUCACUGAAAUCCUGCUUUGGUU